ACCAACACCUCUCCAUCACACCAGAGGGCAGGGGGAGGUCUGAAUCCUGACAAUGCAGCUGAUCAAUUUCUUGCCAGUAACAGCUGCGGAUAGGAAACCUAGGAGGAGUUAAAAAUCUGACGCCUUCUAGAAAAGGACCCCUCCUUCCCCGCUAUAAAAAGAAAAACCACAUGACACGGUUUGGGGGAGGGCGAGGUGACAGAGAAAGUAAAGGGUUGCUGGGGGAUGGGCAAUGAAUCUUCUAGGAAUUGUCCAGUAUCAGCUCAGUGAGGAGCCUCCUAAGCCCAAGAGAAAGAGUUUGUGUCUGGGACCCCACCCCACCGGCUGUCGUUUGGCUUGCAGGCCUUGGGGGCGACGGAGUUAUCCGCCUUUUUUCUAAUCCAUCCUUGGCAAAGCCGGGACAGUGACGCUGCCGCCCUACCCAGCCUUUCUCCCUCCUUUUCUCCACCCCGCCUCCCUGCAGACAGGAGGAGGGGAAAUGGGAGGAGUGAGCGAGCUGGGCAGAGCUGGAAACUGGGCACUGCACACAGUGAGAGAGCAAGAGAGCUAACGCGCUGGGGAGCCCGGCAGCCGGCGUUCGGAGCUGCCGAUGCCUCGGUUGCCUUCCGUGGCUGCAACCUCUGGAAAAGACACAAAAGGACACUUCAGCCUGUAUCACCUUUCACAGCUGCUGCAUUCUUGAUCGUUCUUCCCAUCUACACCAGCAGAUUGGGGGGGUGGGGUAAGGAAGGCAAGGAAGAAAGUGUAACUCUUGCUGGACUGGCUUGUUAUUUGUUAUUUUUGUUUUGGUAGAGCUUUAUUUUUAUUUUGUGUGCGUGUUUCCCCCCAAAUCUCUCCUGGAAUCGUGGUUGCACCGUCUCCUAACCCCAGAGGGGGGCAGAAUUGCUGGGGGCCAGUUCUGUUAGUGGCUCCCCUGGGCAUGGCUUCAUCUGGCAGCGGGAUGGAGGAGGUGCGUGUGUCGGUGCUGACCCCGCUGAAGCUCGUGGGACUGGUUUGCAUUUUCCUGGCUCUAUGUCUGGAUCUGGGAGCGGUUCUGAGCCCGGCCUGGGUCACCGCGGAUCAUCAGUAUUACCUGUCUCUGUGGGAGUGCUGCCGGAAACCCGCCAACGUAGACAUCUGGCACUGCGAGUCCACUCUGAGUAGCGACUGGCAGAUUGCUACUCUGGCCUUACUCUUGGGUGGUGCUGCCAUCAUUCUCAUUGCCUUCCUGGUUGGUUUGAUAUCAAUCUGUGUGGGAUCUCGGAGACGUUUCUAUAGACCAGUUGCAGUCAUGCUUUUUGCUGCAGUUGUUUUACAGGUGUGCAGCCUCGUCCUCUACCCAAUCAAGUUCAUUGAAACUGUGAGCCUGAAAAUUUACCAUGAGUUCAACUGGGGUUAUGGUCUGGCUUGGGGUGCAACUAUAUUUUCCUUUGGGGGUGCCAUCCUUUAUUGCCUGAACCCAAAGAACUAUGAAGAUUACUACUAGAAACAACAGUCUCCAAAGAAAAUAAACAAAGAAUUAUGACAUCUUUUCUAACUUAUGGUUUUCUAGAACACUUGCAGAGCAUCAAAGCAGUUUGAUCUGUUGACUCAUUAUCCUCUGCCCUUUGGCUGCUGUCAUUAUAAACAGCUUUUACAUGUGUUUUGGGGACCUGCAGAAAUUAAGAGAGCUGAUUAAACCUAAGCAAACGCUGCAAGCUUCCAAUAUGUUAACGCCAUUUUCCUUGACAAGUGAAGGAUCAACAUGACAGACCAUUGUCUGAAAAGUAGGUGGAAAAAAUGCCCUCAUGUCCUCCUGCCUGCAGGGGAGCAGCUGGCAUAAACUCCAUUUCAAAGUGUUUUCGGUUUUGUUUUUCACAAGGAUAAGGAUUCAGCCGGUAGUAGUCUUUUGCAAGCUUCUCCUAAGGAGUCUUUGAAUUGGUCCUUGGCCUCUUGCUUAAUCAUUUCUUGAAGAAUGAGGUUCCCUUUAGUACCAGGAGAGAACGGGACUGCUUAAAGGCUCAGAUUCCCCAUUGGAGAAGUUUUUGGCCAUAGGAGUUUAUGCAUCGGCAAUGAGCAUCUCCUUGCUGCGCGUGGCAGAGCAGGAAAGCCAAGACUUGUAGACAUUUGCUUUUAAUUAUGUGGUUAGGAGCCGGGCCUCUGCUGUGACUAGCACGAGAGGAAAAUGGAGGGCCUCUCUUUUCCCCCCAGGCAAGCAGAAAGAAAAAAAAUGCAUGAGUUGCAUUUGUCCUAAAUAAUCUCUCAAUCAUUUUACCAAACAUUGCAGUAAAGAAAUGUGCACAUGUUCCCAGGCUAAUUAUUUUUCUAGAAAGUGAUCAUUUAGUACAAUUUGCAAUGAAACCUAUCCCGACUCCCUUGCACAAGGCAUCUCUUCCGUAUGAACCCCAGUAUUUCCUGUAGCACAGUGAUUGGAGCACUGCCCCUGCGCACCUUGUUAAGCAUCUUAGGCUGGUAGCCGCACCUUAGCUGACAUGCCAAGAUCCAUCUGCUGAAGUCGUUUGCUGCAGGCUCCCUUCACGAUGUCAUUAUCCCGAGAAUUUUCACGGAGAGGCAUAAACAGAAUGUUAAACAGAAAUGAGGCAAAUUCCAAAAUGAGGUACUUUAGAGAGUUCACCCAAGAAGAGGGAUUAGGGCUGCCAUUUUCUCUUGAAAGCCCUUCAAAAUAGAAGCUGCUCUUUUAAUUUCAGGAACCUCCAAUGUCGGGGGGCUUUUGUUUCCUAAAAAGCAGAGAGAAUUAAAUAUAGGCGAAGGAGUAGAGGACUAGAGUUCAGCUGAUAGCUGCGUUAUCCUCCGAAUGGAACCAAUUGGCUGACAGUUUCAUGCCUUCAGCUAUUCUAACUCGCGUUUAAAGUGCCCCAUUAUAAUCCUUCAUAGACUGUUUAAGUUAAGGGAAGUGCCAACAGAAGAGAGUGCAGAUUUGCAGCUAAGUUCCUGUUGCAAACUGUGAUGUUUAUUUCUGUUUAAUGCUUUCUAAUUUGAGUACUUAAAUUAAUUAUAAACAUAUUUUUAUAUCAUAUAUACAGUUCUAAUAUAAAAGUUAAAAUACUUAUUUUUGUUAACAAAGACAAGGAAAAGAUAUGUCCUAGUUGGCCCUCUAGCCCGAAGAGACGAUGGAAAUCCUUUAAAACGCUCUGCUGUGCUGUGCUGUGCUGUGCUGUGGUGUUGUGUUCCUGGUUCCACAGAGGGACUGCAGAAUCCAUUAACAGCAGGACGACAUCUCUAGUAUGAAAUGCAUUGGUCACAGCUCACAAAACAGGGCCCUUGCUUCCAGCUUGUCAUUGUUUAAUCCCUGUUGCCAAAAAACAAAGGAACAACAACAAAAACCCAACCCACCACAACUCUCUGCCUUCCUGUUUAAAUACAGAAUUUCUGUUUGUUGAAUUUUCCAGUGUGUGUCUCGUAGAGACACACACGAAAUGAGAAGUGGAAGGCUUAGUCUUUAGUUUCAGCAACAAUCAGCCAAACUGGUUAAAAGUGCCUGAGGAUGACAUUCUUUGGAAAAUGUGUGGUUCUGUGAAGGCUUUUAAGAGAUGGGAGGAAAAUUUCCUAUGAUUCCCCUGAAAAGCACUCGAAACCCUUUUGAACCAGUUUUCUCAGAAAUACGACUGUUUCCCUUAUAAACAGCUUUACAACGAAUUCCAUAUCCUUGUUGACCAGUGUGAGGAACACAAACUUUGUAGAGAUAUUUAGGCUACUUGAAACAGCAGCAAAAAACGCCCUCGAUUGUGAGAGGAUGGCUUUUGUCUUUCCUUCUCAAAUACUAGAACAGUCCUGUGGUGCUGGCAUCAAUCUGUGAGGCAAUUAGUCAUCCAAGAGGAUACAGUGUGCUGUUAGAACGCUAUCCCAUCUACCCAUCUCACUAAGAUUUCAUUCUCUGUCAAUAUGACAAGCGAAAAGAAGUGAUGGAGAACAUGCGUUGUGGGCUGAGGCAGGCAUGGUUUCAGAUUACUGAUAGCGUUUUCUAAUAAGAUUUCUUUUAUCUACCCAAUGACGAGCCCCGUGUUCUGUUUCUACACUUGUACCAUUUGGAAGUGGUUCCGUACUGGCCCACAAGUUCAGUACCAAACAGCACUCCUUAAGGUUUCUGUGAACCCAAAAUGAUAGGCUUUUGUUUCUGAAUAAAUACAACCUAAAUACGUACAUCUAUUAUUCAUAUAUCAUAUUAGUAUCAUUUGGUUUUCUCUUUGAAGCAGAAGCUUUGCCCUUGCACAAACUCAUUGUUUAUCUUCUAGUUACCCAGAAGCACCCACACUCACACACACACUUCGAGCAGGGCUAGUUAUUUGUAUUUCUGAAGCUUAGCGUAUUCCGUCCGGUACUGAUCUGUACAGAGCACCUCUCUUGGAUUUCUUGCACAAUUAUGUUUUAGCUUUUGUAAGUUCAACAUGUAAAUUUUAAAGACAUAAAUAUAGAGAGACUUAUGUAUUUGAAAUAUAAAUGAUAUAUAUGGAUCAGCAUGUAACUGUAUAUUAUUAAACAUGCAAUGAAAUGACUGGUAAGUGAAGCCUAAUCUUAUGACUAGCUAUGUAAUUUAUUCAGACUGUAUUUUUGUACAGAACUGUGCACACUAACCUAUUGCCUCUGUGUCCUCUUUAAAGCCUAAAACUGUGCCUAGAGAUUUCAUCUGUCUUUAAAAAAAAUUAAAUCUAUUUCAUGCUGUUGAUGGUAUUAGUUUCUCUACUGUUGUUCUAUAUUUAUUUUGUUUAAAUAUAUGGUGUGUUUAUUACUUAAAUGUGAAUUCAUGGUAACUCAUUUUAUAAAAAAAAAAGUCAUCAAGGAGAAAACUGUAUACAAAGGUUUUAGCUUGAAAAUGCACAUCAAAAAAAACAUUUCACAACUUUUGUAGCUGACAUGAAGUUAUCUAUUUGGGAGAAAAUAAAGAUAAUAUUGAUAACAUUGA
Monodelphis domestica (gray short-tailed opossum) is the source of this 4879-nucleotide messenger RNA. RefSeq names its product transmembrane protein 47 (gene TMEM47). Lineage: Eukaryota; Metazoa; Chordata; Mammalia; Didelphimorphia; Didelphidae. The record is from RefSeq and is a predicted model, not a curated record. Gene Ontology annotation, cellular component: membrane; cell-cell junction. Gene Ontology annotation, biological process: cell-cell adhesion.